Messenger RNA from Vespa velutina, 4755 nucleotides. Its product is annotated as glucose dehydrogenase [FAD, quinone]. Bases 855 to 2660 code for a protein of 601 amino acids. The transcript has 9 exons. Gene Ontology annotation, molecular function: flavin adenine dinucleotide binding; oxidoreductase activity, acting on CH-OH group of donors. The record is from RefSeq and is a predicted model, not a curated record. Lineage: Eukaryota; Metazoa; Arthropoda; Insecta; Hymenoptera; Vespidae.
CAUAUACCCGGUAAUUAUCUGAGUGUUUAAUGUAAAGAGGGAAAAAAAAGGAAAGAUAAAAAGGUAACCAAAACAAAAGAAAACAUAACGGAAAAUAUACUGGAACGAGAAAAUAUAUAUAUGUAUUUAAAAGAAGCUGCAAAAAUGCGUGACUUUCGUAAUCGAUGGUAAGAGACUCGAUGCAGUUCUCGGUCAGUGAACGUAACGGUCUUGUGUAAAAAGAAAAAGACAUAUAUGCAUUACGUCGAAGCCUUACUUGACAUGUAAAUUGUCGACCGUGAUGGUAAACAAUUAGGAAAAAAUGUUCUUUUAAAAGAAAAAGUUUUUGUCCACAUAUUUUUAAUCUCUAAAUAGAUGGGAACAAUAGAGAAAAUUAGAACGUAUCGAUUCGUUUCCGAUAGAAUUCAAUUAAAACGGACGAAACGGAGUACGGAGGCCCAGGAUGUAUCAGAAUAUCUGACAAUGAGAAUUGUAGGAAGAGGAAACUCGGCUUGUUGUAAAAAUGUUACACAACGAAGAGAAUACAGGAUCAGAGUUUCCCCUUCAAUUCUUCACCGUACGAGAAAGCUUCCCGUUACUGGGAUCUCGUUCUAAUUUCGCGAGAUCGUCGAAAAACAAAACCAUAAAAAAGAAUAGAAAAACAAAAAGGAUAAGGGAGGAAGAAAUUUCAUUGGAUCAUUUAUUUUUGAUACGAAUCAAUGAAUUUCAGUCGAUGAAAGAGAAAAGUUUCUAAACGAGAGUUAAUCUCAUCCCAGACGCACCCUGACGAAACUUUUUCCUUGUUUGUAAGUGUUAAGAAAAGAGUAGUGGUACGUGUUUCCGUAUACAAUCAUUACGUGGUGCACAUAGAAAAGAUGAGCUGUAAUUGCCCUUUGACCACGGCCACUGGGCCAACAUUGGCCUCCACUUGUGGUGGACCAUCGUUUAUGCUGUUCAUGGGUCUCCUUGAAGUGUUCCUUCGAAGUCAAUGCGACCUUGAAGAUCCCUGUAAUAGGCCUAUACCUCCGAAAAACGUAAACAUGAGAUACGACUUUGUGGUGAUAGGAGGAGGUAGUGCUGGAGCAGCAGUGGCAGCGAGAUUGUCAGAGGAACCAAGAUUUUCUGUAUUACUGUUAGAGGCUGGUUUAGACGAACCAACUGGUACACAAAUUCCAUCGUUCUUCUUCAAUUUUCUUGGAAGCGACAUCGAUUGGCAAUAUAUGACUGAGAGCGAGGAUCAAGCGUGUUUGAAUAAAGACGACAGAAAAUGUUACUGGCCAAGAGGAAAAGUUCUCGGAGGUACUAGCGUUAUGAACGGAAUGACCUACAUGAGAGGCUCCAGAAAGGACUACGACGAUUGGGCCAGGAUGGGUAACAUUGGUUGGUCUUAUCAGGAUGUGCUACCAUACUUCAUAAAAAGCGAGGAUAAUCUUCAAGUCUACAACAUGGAUAUCGGUUAUCAUGGAGUUGGAGGACCACUCACGGUUACGCAAUUCCAUUAUCAUCCUCCUUUGAGCUACGCCCUUCUCGAAGCUGGGAAAGAACUUGGAUACGACACGGUGGAUUUGAACGGACGAAUACACACCGGAUUCGCCAUAGCACAAACGACCUCGAGAAACGGGUCUCGACUUUCCACGGCUCGAGCCUUCCUUCGUCCCGCUAGGAAUCGUCCAAAUCUUCACAUCAUGUUGAACUCAACAGCAACAAAGAUUCUCUUUGACAAUAAUAGGAGGGCAGUUGGCGUGGAAUUCGUUCACGAUGGAAAGUUAAAUCGAGUAUCAGUCGCGAAGGAAGUUGUUAUAAGCGGAGGUGCCGUUAACUCACCUCAGAUACUUCUAAACAGUGGCAUUGGGCCACGAGAUGAACUGAAUGCCGUCGGUGUACCCGUAAUUCAUGAUCUUCCCGGAGUUGGCAAGAAUUUGCACAAUCAUGUCGCCUACGCAUUGACUUUCACGAUAAACGACACUGACACCACUCCACUUAAUUGGGCUACUGCUAUGGAGUACCUACUCUUCAGAGACGGACUCAUGUCUGGCACAGGUAUAUCGGAGGUAACAGCAAUGGUCAAUACGAAAUACGCUAAUUCGAAAGAAGAUCAUCCAGACGUUCAACUUAUAUUCGGUGGUUAUCUGGCAGACUGUGCCGAAACAGGCAUGGUCGGGGAGAAGAAAGGAACAAAUCGUACUAUUUACAUCAUCCCCACCUAUUUGCAUCCCAAGAGCCGUGGUUAUCUUCGUUUACGCAACAACGAUCCUAUAUCGAAACCUUUAAUCUAUCCAAAGUACUUGUCCCAUCCGGACGACAUAGCUGGAUUAAUCGAAGCCAUUAAAUUCUCGAUUAGACUAUCAGAAACGCAAGCCCUAAAGCGAUAUGGUUUCCAAUUGGAUCGUACGCCAGUGAAAAAUUGUCAACAUUUGAAAUUUGGAUGUGACGCUUAUUGGGAAUGUGCCGUAAAACACGACACAUCGCCUGAAAAUCAUCAGGCUGGUUCCUGCAAAAUGGGUCCAGAAGAAGAUCCCUAUGCUGUCGUAGACAAUCAAUUAAGAGUGCGGGGUGUACGAGGUGUUAGAGUAGCCGACACUAGCAUCAUGCCAAAGGUCACUUCUGGCAAUACGAAUGCUCCAGCCAUUAUGAUAGGCGAAAGGGCAGCUGACUUUAUCAAAAGAACGUGGAUAGGUUGAGUGUUAUCAAAUUUUGAAUAUCAAUUUGACAUGAACGUUAGUUGAAGAUAGAUCACGAAUGAUUAUUUUUAGAUAGAAAGAAAGGAUUAACCUAUUUUUUAACCUUUUAAUGACGAUAACACGAAUAUUGACAUCGAUCGGAUUUUUGUCGAUCGAAUUUUUACGAAAUCAAAAAAUAUUCUAAGUAAUAUACUCGUAUUUCGUCUAAGCGAAUUCGCAUUUAUUAAUUACAAAAUAAAUAUCAGCAAAUAUACGACGAAAUGAUAUGUUUUUAAUAUUCUUUAAGUAUGCUCGAGUUACGCUAGUCUCUUAAUUACUUUGCACAAAUAUAAAUCCUAAAAAAAAAAGGAGAAAAAAUUACUAACUAAUUCCACUUAAACGUAGUUCGCUCGAGUAACUCUUAAUAAAAUGAGUUCGCACAUCUUGUAAGUAAGUUAUGAUUAGUAUACUGCCAAGAGACCAGUUUACUUCCCCUUCGUGGGAUAUAAACUUGAGCAAGCCUCUUACUCUCCUUAAAGUAGCUAUGUUCAUCCAAGAGGGUCAAAUUUCAAAUAGAAAAUGAGCGUUAUAAAUAAAAGAAAUAAAAGAAAAAUAUUACAAGAGCCAUGUUUUAAAUGCAUUCUUUUAUUAUAUAUUAUCAUUGUUAUUACUUAUUACUUAAAUAACGUAUAAGUAAUAUUAUAUAAUACUGGGUAGCGUAAAGUACAUAAUACACAAGAAAAACGAUUAAGUAAAUAUAAUAUUUUUCUAUUAAACACGUGCCAACUUAAAACUAUACCUGAGAUCUAUGAUCUAAUUCUACGGACUAGAUGCUCAUAUGAUCGUAUCAUUUAAAAAAUAAAAAGAUUGUGAAUCCAUUUUAGAAAUUAUGCAAAUCGUGAUAGUAAAGAAAAAGAAAAAAAAUCAAUUAUGACUACGCCUACGUUUGUUGCAAUGGUACAUUUUGCGAAUUUUUUGAAUAUCUCGUUUACUAAGUCCCUCCCGUUGUCCAAGUUCAACUUUUGUUUUACCCUGGAAGAUUUCUCCGAUAAGACCCAAAAGACCGCCAGGUUCCUACAAAACGCACGUCAACGUAUCCAAAUGACAAAUACCAAUAGUAUGAAUCGAUAUGAAAUUAUGAACGAUCAUGAUAAAUGAAAAUCUCUUUUUGCAUAUUUAACAUAUUCAAUAAGAUAUAUUACAUGCCAAUGGAACUAACACAUAUUACAACAGAAGCCGUACACGAAGAACAUCGUAAUGAAUAACACGUUAGACAAGAUGAUCGAUGAAACACCUUACUCACUUUUGGUACUAUAGUAGGUUCUCCAUUUUUGGAAAACGCAUAGGCAGAGUAAUGCAUCACGCUGCCAUAAUCAUAGCCAACACCAAAUGCAUCGGUAAUUUCUCCUCGAAGCCUUUUUCGAAAUACUUUCGUGGCCUAAUCGACGGGAAAGACAUAAAUGAUCAUUUAACAAUCAAGAUCAAGAGAUCAAAAGAUCAAAAAAUCGAGAACUUUUCUUAUUUCCAUUUACCACUCAUGAUGUUGUUCCAUUUUAUAGUACUAUAUCAUCUCGUUCGUAUCUACUCUGUUCAUGAAAAAAACCAACAGCGUGCAUCAAUUCAUGAAAUCACGGGUACCUAUUUUGGUUACGCAUCCCGGUACCUGAAGAUUUACGUCUUGCCGCCCACCAAUUUUACCUACGCUACUCCAGCAACCGGUAGUACCUGCUGUAAUUCUAAUGUAAUCGCUUUCCUCGCCGAUAUACGGCUUGAACUUGAUGCACGUAUAUUUGCGAUAUUCCUCCAUAGCAUCAGAAUGAGUUUACGUUGUCUCUCGUCUAUGAAUAAAAACACCGAAUACCGAGGGUAAUCCAUGAAACGAGUCGAGUCCAAGUACCUCAACUCUCUUAAGUAAAAGAGAAAAAAUCUUACACAACUGUUUACCAAAUUCAAUAUUACCAAAGUAAGGACUGAUCAUGUAAGGGAUAAUACCAUUAGGCCAUCUAGCAUUUUCUGCCUUUAAACCGUUUCUACCCAUUCCAAGUGGAAAAAGGAUAUCACCUUCAGCAUAAUUACCCAUUCUCAGGAUUUAACAGACAUUCCCUUCGUGCCAGUU